GCAGCCACAGCCAGCGCACACGCCCCCCACGCGGGCACGCUCCACGCCCCGGGGCAGAGCCCCUCAUCCCACCACCGCCGCCACCUUCUCACCACCUCCUGGCCUCCACUUCCUCAUCUUCCUCCACCCAAGCAGUUGAAAGCUCCCGUCCAACCCACCCACCGUCCGGAGGUGCUAAAUCUUAGGUCCCCGUCCCCUACCUGUCCCUGACUACCUGAUUAACCUCCACUCUUUUCCUCUCUCCUGCAUCCCUCUUGACAUACCCUGUCUACAGCAGAAAAAAAAGAGCUCUCGGCUGCUGGCGACAACGACCGGAGCGGCCUUUUCUCUGAUUUCGGGGCCCUGUUCUUUGGUUUCCGUUUCUCUUUGCUGGUCCUUUGGCGUUGAAAACGUUUUCUGCGGUUCUUCUCCUCUCCUGCUCCUCGGCGCUGUAGCUCUGCGCCUUCUUCCCCCCCAUUCGACAGCCUGUCCCUCUCGCCUCUCUUGUUCGAAUCAUCAUCCUGCGCGUUCGGCCAACGCUGUGCCCGCUCGUCUUGCUCACGGCCAGCAUCAGCUCAUCUUCAGGCUUUACACGUACCCUAUCACCGGGCGUGCGAGUUUCGGGCGACCUCUCGACCGUUCCUCAACAGCCCAAUCUCCAACACACCGUGCCGCGCCCGCACCGCUGCUUAUCCCCUCGCAUCCACCGACGCCCUUGACCGUUCAGACGGUCCAACAGCAAGUCCGCUUCCACGACCCGACCGCGAUACGUUCGACGAAACUUGGCACACCCCGUCUGCAAAAAUGGCCAUGACCGACACAAGUGCCGCGCCCAACCCGGCGCAGAUGCCCCCCCAGCCGCAACCUGGUACCGGAGCUACCCAAGCUUUCGACGGUGUGCAGAACGGACAAUCCAACACAUCCCACAUGCCCCCGCCUCCGCUGCACAUUCCUCAGAACACCAACCCCAUCCCGACUGCCAUUACUUCUCCCAUGUCCGGCGGAGAUCAGUCCGGACUCAUGUCUCCCGGGGGCUCGGCGGGCUUUAGGCGCGCUGCGCCAGAGCCAAAUAAGCGAGCCCUCUACGUUGGAGGACUCGACCAACGUGUCACCGAGGAUGUCCUGCGGCAGAUAUUCGAGACCACCGGCCACGUACAGAAUGUCAAGAUUAUUCCCGACAAGAAUGCUAAGGGCUACAACUACGGUUUCGUGGAGUAUGACGACCCUGGAGCUGCCGAGCGGGCCAUGCAGACCCUCAAUGGACGGAGAGUACACCAGUCGGAAAUCCGAGUCAAUUGGGCUUAUCAGUCGAACACGACAAGCAAGGAGGACACAUCUAGUCACUUUCACAUCUUUGUCGGAGACCUGUCCAACGAGGUCAAUGACGAAGUACUCCUACAGGCCUUUUCGGCUUUCGGCUCAGUCUCCGAGGCUCGCGUCAUGUGGGACAUGAAGACUGGUCGUACUCGAGGCUAUGGUUUCGUCGCGUUUCGCGAUCGGCCUGACGCUGAAAAGGCUUUGAGCUCCAUGGAUGGCGAGUGGCUAGGGUCUCGAGCCAUUCGUUGCAACUGGGCGAACCAGAAGGGCCAGCCGUCCAUGGCUCAGCAGCAGGCGAUGCAGGCCAUGGGCAUGACUCCCACCACCCCGUACGGCCAUCAUCAGUUCCCUGCGCACGGCGUUGCCAGCUACGAUGUUGUUCUCGGCCAGACUCCUAAUUGGCAGACCACCUGCUAUGUUGGCAACCUGACGCCGUACACAACGCCCAACGACGUGGUGCCUCUGUUUCAAAAUUUCGGCUUCGUUGUCGAGUCUCGCUUCCAAGCUGACAGGGGGUUUGCCUUUAUCAAGAUGGACAGCCACGAGAAUGCGGCCAUGGCCAUUUGCCAGAUGAAUGGAUACAACGUCAAUGGCAGGCCGCUCAAGUGCAGUUGGGGCAAGGACAAGACCCCGAGUGCUCAACAGCAGAACUUCGAUCCCUCCCAGCAGUACAGCCCUCAGAACGCGCAGACCCCCAGCGGUUACCCGGGCACUCCUACUUACUACCCACAAUAUGGUGCCCAGUUCGGCAGCCAGCACGGCAACUUCGGAGGCCCUCAAACUGGGUCCCCGGCUGGCUAUGGUGGUUCCCCGCUAGGGUACGGCGGGCCUCAGAGCGCCGGAGGCUUUGGACGAGGGCAGCAGGGUCCUAAUGCCCAGUGGAACCAACCCCAGCCUGGGCAGGCCUUCAACAACGGAUUUGGCGGCUAUCAGUCGUAAACGUGAACAGCAAAAUAUGCGGCAGCCCGAGCAGGUGAAGCCGCAGAUUCGAGGCCGGCAAGAGAGCCCGCCACUCAGAGGGCGGAGCUGUGAAAGCGCACUUGUCUGUUUGAGCUUGUCUGCGUCCAUUUCAUACCCCUCGUUUCUCCUCAAGCGAUGUUUCCCCAUCUUCUUGUUCAUUUAUCUGGAAUCAACCUUUUUAUGCUCCUCUCCUUCUAUUACCUGGGUUCAUUGUCUCUGUCUCUGUCUGAAUUGACUUGUGCGGUGAUUGCCAUGGUCAAAAUUUUCUGCGACAGUUCAAGUAUCCUCCAUGGGCCGCAUAUUCUAUAGCUUUCCCCAUCAUCGGCUGCUGGGCAUAUUGGGCAGGGCGAUACCUUACGAUCGCCCGGAUGCAAAUUCAGCGCGACAUACCCAUACAAUAUUUUGCGACGACGUUGACGAACUGUUUUCUUUCUUCACAGUGCUCGGCGGGACGGACGGGGCUGAUUGAUUCAAUGUAGUCGCCCGCACAAAGCGCUUAAUCACCACUUUGACGGUUGAAUGGGCCUGUGGAAGGCAUGAAUGGGCGGAGGGAGGAGUGACGAGCUAUUCGGCAACAUAGCCAUGUACAGAGAGAGAUAGGUGGUGGUUGCCCUGAGCGUGAUGGCGGCCACCGCUAACACAGAAGAUGGAUAUCUAGCAA
Molecule: messenger RNA, 2917 nt
Organism: Purpureocillium takamizusanense
Lineage: Eukaryota; Fungi; Ascomycota; Sordariomycetes; Hypocreales; Ophiocordycipitaceae
Gene: PUB1
Product: E3 ubiquitin-protein ligase pub1
Exons: 6
Coding region: 784-2235 (483 amino acids)
Molecular function (GO): RNA binding
Source: RefSeq, a predicted model, not a curated record